Molecule: messenger RNA, 1299 nt
Organism: Ostreobium quekettii
Lineage: Eukaryota; Viridiplantae; Chlorophyta; Ulvophyceae; Bryopsidales; Ostreobiaceae
Source: the annotation of a GenBank genome assembly
AUGUUCGGGGGCGACUUCUUCGGCGGGGGCUUCCCGGGGAUGGGCAGCCAGCGGCCGCGCGGCAACAACACGCGGUACUACGAGAUCCUGGGCGUGGACAGGAACGCGUCGGACGGGGAGAUCAGGAAGGCGCACAGGAAGCUGGCGCUCAAGUACCACCCGGAUAAAGCGGGCGCCAACGCCGAUCCCGAGAAAAUCAAGGAGAUCAACGAGGCGUACGAGGUGCUGAAGGACCAGGAGAAGCGGAGGCUGUAUGACGAGUACGGGGAGGAUGCCGUGAAGGAGAACGGCGGCCGCCCGGGCGGUGGCGGCAUGGCGGACAUCUUCGACCUGUUCGGGGGCGGCGGCGGCGCGCGCAGGAGGUCCGAGCCCAAGGGCGACGACAUUGUGCACAGGCUGCAGGUCAAGCUGGAGGAUCUGUACAAGGGGACCACUAGGAAACUUGCCCUGAACCGUAUGGUGAAGUGUGAUCAGUGCAACGGCGUUGGCACCAAGUCGGGGAAGACCUUCAAGUGCAUGGUGUGCAAUGGAAGUGGGCUGGAGGUUAAGAUCAAGCAGUUGGGGCCGGGGAUGAUACAGCAGAUUCAAUCGCGGUGCAGCAACUGUGGGGGCCAGGGCUACAGCGCACCAUAUGAGGACAGGUGCCCAACGUGCAGUGGAAAGGGCCUGUCCAAGGAAAGGAAGGUCUUCGAUGUGACGAUAGAGCAGGGCAUGAGGGAUGGUCAGAAGAUAACCUUCCAUGGGGAGGCUGGCUACUCCGAUCCCAACAUUCCACCGGGCAACGUCGUGUUCGUCGUGGAGGCCAAGGAGCAUGCCUUGUUCAAGCGUGUGGGCAUUGACCUUGUUAUGGAGAAGAAAAUCAACCUGGUUGAGGCGCUUUGUGGUGGGACUUUCUACAUUAACCACCUGGAUGGCCGGGUGCUGAAGUUCUCUCCGCCGGCGGGGGCGGUCCUCAAACCCGACUCGUGGCACAGGAUGGAUGAGGAAGGGAUGCCGAUACAUGGCCGACCCAUGGUGCACGGCAACCUGUACGUGCACUUCGACGUGGAGUUCCCAGACUCGUUGAGCGAGGGCCAGCGUAAGGCCGUGUCCAAGGCGCUGGGCGGCCCGGGCACGUCGUCGGCUGACCACAUGGUGGACGACGAAGUGGAGGUGGAGAUGAGCCCCGUGCCGGACAUCCAGGAUGAGUUGAAGUCGCGGGCACGCUUCGGCAAAGAGCAUGGGGCGGCUUACAACAGCGACGACAGCGACGAAGAAGGGUUCCCAAGGGGGCAGCGCGUGCGCUGUGCACAGAGCUAG